GAUAAUGUGCGUUCUGCCUUUUAGAGAGCAUACUGUGGCCAGUGCAGUGAAAGGAUAUGGGGUCUCAGCAGGCAAGGCUACAAGUGUAUCAACUGCAAAUUGUUGGUCCAUAAACGUUGUCACAUACUUGUUCCACUGACCUGCAAAAGGCAUAUGGAUUCGGUCAUGCCUUCCCAGGAACCUCAGUUAGGUGAUAAAAAUGAUGAAGUUGACCUCCCUUCAGAAGAAAAUGAUGGAAUUCCUUACAUUCCCUCAAACCGGAAGCAUGACAGCAUUAAAGAUGACUCUGAGGAUAUCAAACCAGUCAUUGAUGGAAUGGAUGGAAUUAAGAUUUCUCAGGGGCUUGGGCUACAGGACUUCGAUUUAAUCAGAGUUAUUGGACGUGGAAGCUAUGCCAAAGUUCUUUUAGUUCGGUUAAAAAAGAAUGAUCAAAUCUAUGCGAUGAAAGUAGUGAAAAAAGAAUUGGUCCAUGAUGAUGAGGAUAUUGAUUGGGUACAGACAGAGAAACACGUGUUUGAACAGGCAUCCAGCAACCCAUUCCUAGUUGGUUUACAUUCCUGCUUUCAAACAACGAGUCGAUUAUUUCUUGUCAUAGAGUAUGUAAAUGGAGGAGACCUUAUGUUUCAUAUGCAACGGCAAAGAAAACUUCCUGAAGAACAUGCAAGGUUUUAUGCUGCUGAAAUUUGUAUUGCUCUGAACUUCCUACAUGAAAGAGGCAUAAUCUACAGAGAUUUAAAACUAGACAAUGUUCUUUUAGAUGCAGAGGGUCAUAUCAAAUUAACAGAUUAUGGCAUGUGCAAGGAAGGAUUGGGUCCUGGUGACACUACGAGCACUUUCUGUGGAACACCAAAUUACAUUGCACCAGAAAUCCUAAGGGGAGAAGAAUAUGGGUUCAGCGUGGACUGGUGGGCUCUUGGUGUAUUGAUGUUUGAAAUGAUGGCAGGAAGGUCUCCAUUUGAUAUCAUUACUGACAAUCCAGACAUGAACACUGAAGAUUACCUCUUCCAAGUUAUCCUUGAGAAGCCCAUCCGGAUUCCAAGGUUUCUUUCUGUCAAGGCCUCCCAUGUGUUAAAAGGAUUUUUAAACAAGGACCCCAAGGAAAGGCUUGGUUGUCAGCCACAAACAGGAUUUUCUGAUAUCAAGUCUCACACGUUUUUCCGCAGCAUAGACUGGGAUCUGCUGGAAAAGAAGCAAACAACCCCUCCAUUUCAGCCUCAGAUCACAGAUGAUUAUGGUUUGGACAACUUUGAUACGCAGUUCACCAGUGAACCUGUGCAGCUAACCCCAGAUGAUGAAGAUAUAAUAAAACGAAUAGACCAGUCAGAAUUUGAAGGAUUUGAAUACAUUAAUCCAUUGUUGCUGUCAACGGAAGAAACAGUAUGAAGGAAAGGCAUCUUUGCUGUGGACAAUGUGAAUGACCUUAAAUUUAUACUUAACUACAGUAUAUGCAUGCAAGGCUGGGGAACUGUAAGAUUCUGGAUGGAGACCAAUGAUUUAAAAAAAAAAAAUAAUUGCUGCUGAAAAUCAAAGAAGAGAAUAAUGAUUCUGGUGGGUCUUACCACCACUAAGUUAUUCUUAAAUUCUGGGCACUGACACAACUGGCUUCAUUAAUGAAGGAAUUUGCAUUUUGUGCCUAUUUCAUGAAGGAUUGAAACACUCAUUGCAUCUCUGGGAAAGGAGUUUCUGAACAAGUUUGAGAACUGCACACUUUCUACAAACAUUUGAUGCAAUGAGUUCCAGUUGAAGAAUAUUAGUGUAACAUCCUGAAGAAUAAAAUAUAUUACGGUGGUGUUGAAGCUUA
Meleagris gallopavo (turkey) is the source of this 1801-nucleotide messenger RNA. It is a transcript of the gene PRKCZ, whose product is annotated as protein kinase C zeta. Gene Ontology annotation, molecular function: protein binding; ATP binding; protein serine/threonine kinase activity. The record is from RefSeq and is a predicted model, not a curated record. Lineage: Eukaryota; Metazoa; Chordata; Aves; Galliformes; Phasianidae. Gene Ontology annotation, biological process: protein phosphorylation.